Naegleria lovaniensis is the source of this 840-nucleotide messenger RNA. RefSeq lists its product as uncharacterized. Gene Ontology annotation, molecular function: ATP binding; protein kinase activity. Gene Ontology annotation, biological process: protein phosphorylation. Lineage: Eukaryota; Heterolobosea; Eutetramitea; Acrasida; Naegleriidae. The record is from RefSeq and is a predicted model, not a curated record. The coding region runs from base 1 to 840 and encodes 279 amino acids. The transcript has a single exon.
AUGAGUUACUCCAAUUCUGGACUCUUAAAAGAACGAUACAAAGUUGUUGAAAAGAUUGGAAAUGGAGCUUUUGGAGAUUGUUAUCUAUGUCAUGAUACGAAAAAACAAGAUUCAAAAGUGGCUAUCAAGUCCAUUAAAUUUGCAGGAAGCGACACGGAAAAGAUUAUUUCCGAAUGUUCAAGAACAGCCACUAUUCAACACGAACGAUUGGUUCAAGUUCAUGAAUUAUUCAUUUCCAAAGAAUUACAAUCAUUUUGUAUGGUUAUGAAAUUCUAUGAAGGAGAUUUGGAAAAGACCUUGUACAAGUAUCAACAACCACUCUCAGAGAAAAUGUUUUUACAGUUAAUGAAACAAUUGGGAGAAGGUUUAGAUUAUUUACAUUCUGUGAAACAAUUAGUUCAUAGAGAUAUCAAACCAAGAAAUGUGUUUGUGGAGGUUUUUGAUCCUCUUCAUGAUUUAAUUUCAGUAGUGGUUGGAGAUUUGGGAGAAGCUAAAGAGUUAUUGUCAACAACAAAUAAUUCAAUUCGUGGAACAUUGAGUUACAUGUCACCUGAAGUCAUUGCUCAUGAAAAGUAUGGUUUUCCAUCAGAUAUUUUCUCGUUAGGUGUUUCCUUGUAUCAAAUUAUGACACGAGAUCCAUUAGAAACGAGAAUUUCAAUCAAAUUAUUGAGUGAAUCUGAAGACAAGGUGUUGGAGGAAGUGAAAAACAAAAUGAUUACGAGUAGUCAACAAUAUGAAAUGUUUUAUGAUUCGAGGUUGAUUGAAUUUAUUUGUCAAAUGUUGAGAAAGAAUCCACAGGAUCGACCAACAGCGAAACAAAUUAAGGAAUUUGAAUUAUAG